Corticium candelabrum is the source of this 2136-nucleotide messenger RNA. RefSeq names its product low-density lipoprotein receptor-related protein 6-like. NCBI's taxonomy places the organism in Eukaryota, Metazoa, Porifera, Homoscleromorpha, Homosclerophorida, Plakinidae. Gene Ontology annotation, cellular component: membrane. The record is from RefSeq and is a predicted model, not a curated record. The transcript is spliced from 8 exons. The coding region runs from base 31 to 1677 and encodes 548 amino acids.
UAGAGUCACGUGAUUCGUAGCCCAUCCACGAUGAUUCUUGGAUCUGCGUGUUCAUGGUGUUUUCUUCUUCAUUUAUCUCUUCUCGAUCAUUGCUUUGGUACUAUUCCGGACAGCUUCUUACUGAUUGCUGAAGCCACUAGAAUUCAGAGCAGGUGGCUGAACGGGAGUAUUUCUACGGUUCUAACCAUUGAACAAGUUAAAACGGAGGCAGUUCACUACAGCUCAAGUGAAGAAGCUGUAUAUUGGUUGAAUAGAGUUGAUAACACCAUUGGGAAAGCGGAUUUGGAAACCAGGAGGAAAACGGUAGUUGCUCGAGUGACUUCCUCUGCAGCUGAUCUGAAAGGCAUAGCACUGGACUGGAUGACAGGAAAUAUCUAUUACACUUAUAGUUCAGAUGAAGGUGUCGUUGCAGUGUUGAACAAUCAGGGCACCUAUGGUGCUGUUAUUAUAUCCGGUCUAAAUGGUCCAGGAUCUAUUGCUCUUGAUCCUCCCUCUGGUGAUAUGUAUUUAACUGAUUGGAGAGAUAGUAAAAUUAUGAAAGCAUCAAUGAGUGGACGCAAUCUGAAAACACUUGUCAGACUGUCUGGUGGUGGGUAUGUUACUGGUUUGGUAUUAGAUAGUCACAAUCGGAAGAUCUAUUGGGUCAUUGCUGGAAUAGUGUCAAUGGGUGCCUAUGCUAAGAUUGAAAGAAGUUGUUUUGAUGGAAAAACAAAAGAAAUAGUUUUACAACUUCCUAAAGAGGUCCACUUUACUGGGAUCACAUUGGUAGGAAGAGAUCUAAUACUGUCAUGGAAAAAUACAAGUGAACAGGGUCAUCGUCAUGGUAUAAUUAGUCGUCUGAAGAUGGAUGGACCUACCAACAAACGGUUACAUAAUUUUGUUAUUGCAUCUCAGGAAGUGCUUGGUAUUACUGCCUCCUCUGCUCAACAACCUCAAGGAAGGACCGGUAAUUGCUCAAGAAAUAAUGGAGGAUGUAAGCAAUUGUGUGUGUUGGAUUCUGUUAGUGGAUACCAAUGCAUCUGCAGUGGUGAAUCCGUUUUCAUGCAUGGGCAUGACUGCAUAAAUUCAUCUCUACAGAGAGAAGGUUUAGUUAGACGCAAGAAUGAAGGCUAUGUAGAAAUUUAUCACGAUGGCCAGUGGAGCAUUGUAUGUGGCAACAACUUAGACAACAACGCUGCUCAGGUGAUUUGUCGACAGCUUGGCUUUGAAGAGGGAGAGUCAAAAACACUAACCAGAAAUUUGGAUCAACGCAUUGUAAUGGAGAAGUUUGUAUGUCAGGGAAGUGAAACCAGACUGGAUCAUUGUCAAAUACACUCUUGGGGAUCAUCUGAUUGUCAUGCUUCCAAUGUAGGAGUAACAUGCAAAUCUGAUGAUAAUUUUGAUAUGAAAUCUGAUUUUACGGAUACUCCAAAUACUGAUCAUUCCUCAAUUAUUCCAACAGCUUUGACGGCAGUAUGUGUUCCAUUUGGAGUUAUCAUGUUGGCCACAUUAUUUGCAAUUGUGUGCUGUCGAAGUAGAGGUUCACAUAAUUUGUCAAGCAAUUGUCAGGAUGCAACUCUGUCAACAAUCGUACCAGAGUCGGUGGAAGAAACAAACAGUCAGAUAAACAAUGUAAAGCCUUCCAGUAAGGAUCAAGUAAUUUUUGCGCGCUGCGCAUUGAAGGGAUCUGUUCUAUGAUGGAGAAAGAAGAAGCAAAUUGCUACUAAAAGAGAGCAAGCAAAUUAUAUCAGCUGAGGUAUAUGUUAGAGCAGCUUUAUGGAUCCUUGUAUAUACAGCUGACUGCUAUCAAAGCAUAACUUUAAAUACUGGCGUGCUGACAAGGUCAAACUUCUUGAAGAAAAUGAUAUGGUAGGUUGCUGAUGAUGUCUAUGACUGCACUUUUUGCACGUAAUUGUUGCUGCGCAGACGCUCAACCGUCCAAGUCUAAACAUCUGUUUCUAUAGUGUUUAGUUUUGUAUACGUUUUUCAAUACGUGAAGUGAGACUGACUGCAGAGUGCUUGGUUCGCCAGUCAUGAUGAACGCAGCGUAGAAAAUUAUCGGCUUCUAACUGACAUCAACUGCAGUGCAUGGUGUAUUUUUGCUGAAUACUUUCUAAAUUUAUCGUCAUCUCAAAUAUAUUACUUGGAACAAAUCAG